AUGAAUUAGUAAAAGCAAUUCAAAUUCAUACUCUAAUAUCUAGAAUUCAGUUCCAAAUCAGAUCAAUAGUAGUACGAAUUAACAAUCUCAUUGAAACGCAGUACAGCUGUUCAAUAAGUUAUUGCCAAAUUAUCAAUCAAGAACCCUGAGAGAACAAUGACAAUUUGUCGUCUUCCAAUUGAUUAAGUAGUUGAGUUUCAACAACGCAUGGUGAAAAAGGAUGGAAUUUAUGCUGACUCUAAUAUCAAAUUCCUUUUCUAUUUGGCUGGUAAUCAGUUGCUUGGUGAUUGUGUAAUCAAUUUAGCAUACUUUCUCGAUGGCGGAGCACCUCAAGAUUAAAAACAAAAAAAACCACUCACAUCUACAACAGAUAAGAGAGCUGCUUUGCUCUUUAAAGUGAUUAAGGAUUCAAUGAUCGAUACUUUAGAUUAUCCAAUUGCAGAUGUGCCUGCCCCAGUUAUUGGGCAUACUCCUCAGACAGCACGAACAUCGAGUACUAGGAAGAUAGAAUCUAGAACAACCAGAGCUCGUAGUCAAUCCCCACCUAAAGAGUUUAAGAGCAAUAUAAUGGUUAGUAAGGCGAAUGAAUAAUAAGUGUAACCAACUAUUUCAUAAUCCUAAUUCUAAUAGCAAACAUAAUAGGAUAAUCUCACUUAAAAGUUUGUGCAGUUGGGUGAGAAAUUUCAAUAAUAGAAAUAGCAGUAGAUUACACUACCACCACAAUAACCACCUCCUUAAGAAUAUGAUAAUUUCAAAGAAAUCACUGAUCUUCUGUCUCAAUAAGAGGCUGAAUUGGAAAAACAGAUUGAGCAACUGGACAUUCAUAUCAAAUCUGAUGGGAAGUUUUAGAAGAUUUUUGAUGAUUCCACUUUCAAUAAUUUUGACGUUAGUUCUUAAGAUUCUGAAAUCUAAUAAUGGAAAUAGAAGUGUGCAGAACUUGAAGACAAAUUCAAUAAGGUUCAGGAUGAAAAUUAGCAUUUGACUAUCAUUAUCAGAUAAUAGAGUGAACAAUUAAAGAAAAUGAAUCAGAGAUCUCAAUCUGGUUAUAAGCAAAUGAAUGAUAAUGCUCUCAAUCAAUCCACUACGUCGAAUCAAGAAUAGUAUGAGAAAACUAUUGAGAAGAAAAAUUAAGUCAUCAAAGAGUUAUCUAAUUAAUUGUUAGAAUUAGAGAAGAACGCUAAUAUCAAUGUGAUUGAUUAGUUGAAGAAUUAAAUUGGGAGAUUAGAAUAAUAAAUGUAGGAGAAAGAGGAUUAGUGGUUGGCAUAAGAAAGAAUUUAUAAGGAUAAAAUAAUUUAAUUGUUAUAAAAUGCAGAAUGA
Messenger RNA from Paramecium tetraurelia, 1317 nucleotides. RefSeq lists its product as uncharacterized. NCBI's taxonomy places the organism in Eukaryota, Ciliophora, Oligohymenophorea, Peniculida, Parameciidae. The record is from RefSeq and is a predicted model, not a curated record. The transcript is spliced from 2 exons.